GACACACAGACUACAGAUUCAGGAUAUGCACCAUGGAGAUGUGUGACGAUAUCUAUGCCAAUGUAGACACUAUCCAACCCAGCGCGUCCAAAACCACAGCAGAUCAGAACCCAAAGAGCAGCCCAGGAUAUCAGCACUCAGGGAGGAAACUCUACAGAUGGACUGCAGUGUGUCUGGGGCUGCUGUGUGUUCUGCUACUGACCGCCAUCACGCUGCUCUGUAUCCACUAUAAUGGAGUGGUAAAUGAAACCAUGGAGAAGCACAGGGAACUGUCUGAGACCCUGUCACUCCUUACAGCCAACUACACUGCAGAGAGAGACCAGUUAGAGACCAUUAACACCAUCCUUAAAAAACAGAGGGACCAGUUAAGUAUUGACAAAGACAGGUUUCAGAAGAUAAUCUCAGAACUAGCUGUAGAGAGUCGUGUGGGCAGCUACAAAGCCCUGCUGAGGGGCAUUGGAGAGUUCCCAUUUCCACAGGGAGCUCAGCCCUGCCAGCUGCAGCUGUCUGGUGAGAACGCCAUCCCCCUGGCAGUGAGUCCCUCUGGGCACGUCCUCCUCGCUGCCUCCCGCUACGGCCGGGGCAAGGUGGUCGUCGCAGCUCAUGAAGACUACAUCCAAGGAGCAAUCGUAAUACCAGCAUUUGGACAGUUUGUUAAAAACGCCAUAGAGUGGCUGAAACCCCACUCUCAUGCCGCAGUGGGCGUGUCUGGGAUGUCCUACCUGGCUGAUCACCUGACCAAGAGCGGCUUCAAGGUCAAGAGCAUCUCCAACUACGAUGGAACCGUGGGGGUCUUCUGCCGUGAAGCUUACAGUGACGAGCAGGUUCAGGAGGUGCUGGAUUUCGUGAGAGGAGGGGGUGGCCUCCUCAUUGGAGGUCAAGCUUGGCACUGGGCAUCUCAAGACCCAGGAUUGGACGUCCUGCAGGAGUUUCCUGGCAACAAGUUUACCAGGCCUGCUGGCAUCUCUUUCACCUCCAAGUAUGCAGAUAGAGGAACUUUUAAAGUUCCCCAAGAGAUUCCAAUACUCUAG
Molecule: messenger RNA, 1031 nt
Organism: Megalops cyprinoides (Indo-Pacific tarpon)
Lineage: Eukaryota; Metazoa; Chordata; Actinopteri; Elopiformes; Megalopidae
Product: TRPM8 channel-associated factor homolog
Exons: 4
Coding region: 33-1031 (332 amino acids)
Source: RefSeq, a predicted model, not a curated record